Molecule: messenger RNA, 456 nt
Organism: Trichomonas vaginalis G3
Lineage: Eukaryota; Parabasalia; Trichomonadida; Trichomonadidae
Product: MULE transposase domain-containing protein
Exons: 1
Coding region: 1-456 (151 amino acids)
Source: RefSeq, a predicted model, not a curated record
AUGGAUCCAAAUCUUAUACCUGGACCUCUUGAUGUAACUGAUGAUAUUGGGCUUUAUCCCCUGAUAAUUCAUGAGGAGAUGCUUGGUCAAUAUCCCUACCACAAACGCACCACAUAUAAUCAAGACAUAAUCAAGUAUGAGUGCCCAAUCGUCGGAUGCCAAGCCUGUGUCAAGUAUCAAGCUAUUCAAAAUGGCGUUCAAAAGAUUCUUUUCAUCAAAAAUGUUCAUGAUCAUCGCCUUGGACUGCCAGCACCCCGAAUGUACAGUUCCUCAAUUCUUCGCGAGUAUCUUCGUCGCUACUUUUCUCAUGAUGGAACACAAUAUGAAGCGCUUCUUCAUGCAUUUCAUGAACUCGGAAUCCCAUAUCAAAAUGGUACAAUUCCUUUAAUGUAUUCUCAAGAUGUCGAGUCCUUAAAAAUGCUUGCUUAUCGUAAUGAUUGUAUUAAGAAUUUAUGA